Drosophila serrata is the source of this 501-nucleotide messenger RNA. RefSeq lists its product as uncharacterized. Lineage: Eukaryota; Metazoa; Arthropoda; Insecta; Diptera; Drosophilidae. The record is from RefSeq and is a predicted model, not a curated record.
AUGGUUUUCACCAACUGCACUUGCUACAGCGAAGAUCCCGAGGAGAUGUUGUCGCAUCUCAAGUGUGGCCUGAGUAAGAGUGUCAAGAGGCCCUCCUUCAACAUUGAGUUGCAGUUCCAAAAGCCUGUGGCCAAGUUCUUUGUCAAUAUGCGAAUUGUCCUGCCCAGGAGGAUAGGUGACGACUUCACCCUAUUCAAUCUCUCUGCCAUCGAUGGCUGCAGCCUGCUCUCGAAUAAAAACCAGAUAGCAUUUAUCCAACUGGGGCGAAAGCACAUGGAUCGCUUCAGCAAUGUUCCCAAGCGUUGUCCUUGGCCCAAGGAUGUGUCUUAUUAUGUGCGUGGUUUCCGCGCGGAUAUGGCCGCCAUGCCGGCCUUUAACUUCGAGUCGGACAUGAAUCUAUGGUUCGACUUUGUGGUGAAUCACCAUAAGGUGAUCCGGGGGUUCAUCCAGAGUAAGGUGCAGCAACGGAGGACGCACAAAAGGGGCCAUGAGGAUGAGUGA